GGAGAGGUAUGGAGAACAGCUCUCGCUCUUCAAUGAAAACGUUUAAGUAAAAAGAAUUGAUCUCUCGCCUGAAUAAUGCACAAUAAAGAUCGAUAGCAAUAUCAUCCAGCGUGAAGUUGCCAAUGAAUAUUAAAUAAUCGCUGAAAUAUAGAAUCUAACCUCGCAAAACAGUUUAACCAUUAAAGCCCUCGGAUCUUUAUUUGGCAUUCAAAGCGAAAGAACAAAGAGCAUCUGUCUCGAGCUUUAAAGCAAUGAAUAUCGAAAAGUAGUGACUAAUUGGAAAAGUGACGACGAUAAUGUCAACAGUGCAAUCGGAAUCCUUCAAGUCCAAUAUAGACGUGCACUAUCGCGAGCAGUCAUUCAAGAAGUACGAGAACAUCUUGGAAGAGCUUAAAAACACUUUCGAUGAGCGUUUUAAGACAAACGUCAUGGCAAAUCAGACCGGCAAGUUAGAUGAUUUUGAAUAUUACCGAACGCUAGGUACCGGAGCUUUCGGUCGCGUUAUGCUGAUCAAGCACAAAUUUGACAACACCUAUCACGCAAUGAAGAUCAUGAGCAAAGCCAAAAUCGUCAAUAUGAAACAGAUCGAACAUACGGAAAAUGAGAAGCACAUCCUGCAGAGCCUACACUUCCCUUUUGUCGUCUACCUACAAUAUUGCUUCAAGGAUAAUGCAUAUAUCUACAUAGUCUUGCCCUUUAUCAAUGGAGGAGAAAUGUUUAGUCACUUGCGCAAGAUGGGAAAAUUUAGCGAAUCGCUCUCGCGAUUUUACGCCGCCCAAGUCGCACUUGUCCUGGAGUACCUGCACAAAUGCAAUUUGAUCUACCGCGACCUCAAGCCAGAGAACAUCCUCAUUGAUAAUUUGGGAUAUAUACGUGUGGUGGACUUUGGCUUCUGUAAACAAAUUAAUAACAGGACGUGGACACUGUGCGGUACUCCGGAGUACUUGGCACCAGAGAUUAUUUUGUCAAAGGGCUACGGCAAAUCUAUCGAUUGGUGGAGCUUCGGCAUUCUGCUUUACGAGAUGAACGCAGGUUAUUCGCCCUUCUUCUCUCAACAUACAGUGAAUAUUUACGAAAAGAUCACACUGGGAAAGUACCAUUUCCCGCAAUUCUUCCAGCACGAUCUGAAAGAUCUUAUUAAAAAUCUUCUGCAGCUGGAUCUCACGAGGAGGUUCGGCAAUCUUAAAAAUGGAUCGCUGGACAUCAAGAGGCAUAAGUGGUUUGAAAAAAUAGACUGGAUAAAAAUAUAUAACAAAUCUGUCGUGCCAAGCUUCGUACCAAAUUGUACUAAUCAGUCGGACGACAGUAAUUUCGACAAAUACAAUGAAGAACAAUUGGUAAUUCCCGAAGAAAAUAUGUACGAGAGGGAAUUUGAAAAUUUUUAAAGCAACCGUAUAUAAUAAUAUAACAAAAGUAUUUAAGCGAAUAGUGUAUUUAACUU
Messenger RNA from Ceratosolen solmsi marchali, 1441 nucleotides. Its product is annotated as cAMP-dependent protein kinase catalytic subunit. The record is from RefSeq and is a predicted model, not a curated record. Gene Ontology annotation, molecular function: cAMP-dependent protein kinase activity; ATP binding. Gene Ontology annotation, biological process: protein phosphorylation. The transcript is spliced from 3 exons. Gene Ontology annotation, cellular component: cytosol; nucleus; cAMP-dependent protein kinase complex. Bases 297 to 1385 code for a protein of 362 amino acids. NCBI's taxonomy places the organism in Eukaryota, Metazoa, Arthropoda, Insecta, Hymenoptera, Agaonidae.